Messenger RNA from Triticum aestivum (bread wheat), 950 nucleotides. RefSeq names its product cold and drought-regulated protein CORA. The record is from RefSeq and is a predicted model, not a curated record. Lineage: Eukaryota; Viridiplantae; Streptophyta; Magnoliopsida; Poales; Poaceae. Bases 111 to 626 code for a protein of 171 amino acids. The transcript is spliced from 3 exons.
AAAAUGGGUCGCACUCUCGACAGUUCUUGAGCAGCAACGAGCUAGAUCAAACACAAAUCGCCGAGCGAUCAUCUCUCCGUGUGUGCUAGCUUCUAAUUCUCUAAUCGAUCAUGGGUGGAGGCCACGACAUGCACGGCGGCCACAACGGCGGCGUGAAGGGCUUCGUGUCCGGCCUCGUUAACGGCGGGAAAGGCCACGGCUACGGAUCGUCAUACGGCCAGGGGCACGGCUACGGCGGUGGCCACGUGCAGGGCUACGGCGGCCAUGGCCAGAGCUACGAGCACGGGUACGGCGGGCAUGCGCAGCACGGGCACGGCGGCUAUGAGCACGGGUACGGCGGCGGACAUGCGCAGCACGGCCAUGGCCACGAGCACGGGUACGGCGGACACGUGCAGCAGCACGGAUACGGCGGUGGCCACGCGCAGCUCGGGUACCCUCCUGCCGCCGGUGCCUACCCUCCGCACGGCGGUUACCAGGCGCACGGCUACGCGCCGGCGGCCUACCCCUCUCACGGGGCGCACCACGGUCACAUGGGAUCGUACCACACCGGGCAUGGCGGCGGGCACCACCACGGCGGCAAGCACGGAGGCAAGUACCAUGGCGGCAAGCACGGCAGUAGGUGGUGAAGUACUGAAGUGGCUAGCUGCAGCCAUUGCUGGCGCGCUCUACGACGUCCACGUACCUGUGCGCCCCCAUGGCCAGUUACGUACGCUGGCGUAUCUCCAUCAUCUGCCUUAGUUGAUUCACCAUGCUCCGUUGUAGCGACCAAUAACGUCUUACAUUACUGAGACGAAGGGAGUACUACCUAAAUAAAGAGCUACGCGUGCAUGGGCAAGGUGUGUGGUAUGUAAUGUCUGUGUACCUUAAAAAAUGUAAUGAUCUAUGUGGUGACCUAAGUCUGUCGUGCGUGACUUAAUAGGAGUACUACAUAAACAUAAUUUUUAUUUUUA